GGCACAGCGAUCGGGAAAUGUCCCAAAGAUCGACUCUUCCAAGAAUACAUCGGUCUCGAGUUACAGCUUCGAGAAUUUGAUCGCUGUCGUAAGUUGUACGAGAAAUUCCUGGAGUUUAAUCCUGCAAAUUGUACCACAUGGGUCAAGUACGCCGAACUGGAAACCAUUCUUGGUGAUACUGACAGGGCACGUGCGCUGUUUGAAUUGGCUGUUAACCAACCUUUGCUUGAUAUGCCCGAGCUUGUCUUCGUUAAAAUCAAACUUUCACUGUGCAAGAAGCAAAUCAUAGACAAAUUUAGUUUUUCAGUGGCUGAAGUUGCUAAGAUAGAGGACAGUCGGUUUAAAGACGUUUACACUGAUAUAUGCAGUUACAGCAGAGGAAGCACUACUUGCUCGAAAACGUGGUCUUCCUCAUUUGCAGCAGUCUGGCGCCUCAAGUCUUUUGUCUUUCCUAAGCUUACGUCUGAGACCUCUGAGUUUAUCUGUUCACUGCCAGACUAUCCGAAUGUUAGUGUUGUGAUUCCAUGGAAUUCUUUUCCUACCGAUAGAGACUUUUCUUUAAUUCCAAAGGUUCCUGUUCCUGUCAUCUCUGACUUUGAAGAAGGAAGUGGUAUUUCCGCCCAAAGGGUGACACAUUCAAUUGUAAAGCAUCCAAAUUCAGAAUCAUCGUCAUGCAGUUCUGUUGCAGCUCCUAGGAAGAGGAAGAGGAAACGCCACUCUGCAGAUUUGGUUAAGGCUGAUGGACCAUCAGAUGACGUGUUAGAAGAUCUGGCUCUGGAACUUGGAGGAAAAUGGGAGAAAUUAGGGAGACGCCUGGGAUUCAACCAAACUACAAUAGAAAACUUUGAUUCAGCCAAAAGGGAGCUGGAAGAUAAGGCUUUUAAAAUGUUAAUGGCUUGGAAACAAAAGGAAGGCUCAAAUGCCACAUAUAAAGUUUUGUACGAUGCCUUGUGUAACAAAAAGGUGCAAUGCAAACUUCUUGCGAUGAGAUUGAGUACUCCAUGGCCAAAGAGCGUCUGUAUGAAGGAUUCGCGCUUAGUGAGCGCGUCAUUUCCCUUGCGCUUGAAGAUGGGAAAAAUUCUCUUCAGAGAAGUACAAGAAUUUCCAAGCAGUGAGUUAAAAGGAGAGGAAGGACUUGUCGGUCCAGUUCUUUACAUUUCAGGCUUUCAAAAUGUUACUCUCGUCGCGCCUGUAACAAUAAGGAUUCCUCUCACCCUCAGUAAAGGAAAACAAGAGUUGGCAGAGUUAUGUCCUGGUGAACUGAGAAUAUUACACUCUGAGUCUCUUGCCGAACCACAUGAUUGGAAAGACAUUACGGAUCAAUUGGAUGAACCGCCACGUCUUCUAGAUGGGAAAGUGCAAUUCAAAGUUAGGCAUUUCUCCGGAUUCCGCCCAAUCAAGUUGAUCAGAUUACUUUCACAAUCUGCUUCAGACUUCAAUGAGUUUGUAAGAAAACUUUGCAAAAGGUCGAGGCCUCAGUAUGCCCGAUUUUUUACGUGCCUGUGUGAGACCAGAGUUCGUGGACAUUUUGGACUCAAACUUUUCUGCUAUCCACAAAAACUGCAACAUGAUGUAAACCAGCAAAUAUCAAAGUGUAUCGUGCCCCACAUAGGCGAAGGCACCUCUUUAGAACCAAUCUGUGGAGAGGAGGAAAUUUUGGUUUCUCUUUCUGAGGCAAUCAUACCCCAAGACUCAGAAGAGAAAAAUGCCUUGCGAUUUGUGAAUGUUUCCAUCAAUGAAGUGGUACUUAGUCAUUAUAAGGAAUGA
Pocillopora damicornis (cauliflower coral) is the source of this 1767-nucleotide messenger RNA. Its product is annotated as crooked neck-like protein 1. Gene Ontology annotation, molecular function: protein binding. Lineage: Eukaryota; Metazoa; Cnidaria; Anthozoa; Scleractinia; Pocilloporidae. Gene Ontology annotation, cellular component: Prp19 complex; U2-type catalytic step 2 spliceosome; precatalytic spliceosome. Gene Ontology annotation, biological process: spliceosomal complex assembly; mRNA splicing, via spliceosome. The record is from RefSeq and is a predicted model, not a curated record.